AUGAGUUCGAGACGUUGUGCUGCUUGCAAGCAAUUAAGAAGAAGAUGUCCUUCAGAUUGUAUAUUUUUGCCAUAUUUUCCUCCAAAUAAUCCUCAAAGAUUUUCUUUUGUUCAUAGAAUCUACGGUGCUAGCAAUGUCGGAAAGAUGCUUCAGCAUGUCCAAGAACAUCAACGAGCCGAUGUAGCGGAUUCGUUGUACUACGAGGCUUACUGUCGGAUUAAGAGUCCAGUUUAUGGGUGUGUUGGAAUUAUCAGCAUUUUACAUCAAGAAAUCGAUCGUUUAGGACGGGAGUUAGCAAAAGUACAAGCUGAAAUUAGCCUUGUCAAAACCCAGGCACAAGCAGAAACACAAUUAGCACAAGGGCAACAAGUUGAACUCUCAUCUUUUGAUCUUUCUACUACUACUCCUUGGUUUUACUAGAAUUGC
Molecule: messenger RNA, 426 nt
Organism: Solanum dulcamara
Lineage: Eukaryota; Viridiplantae; Streptophyta; Magnoliopsida; Solanales; Solanaceae
Product: LOB domain-containing protein 24-like
Exons: 2
Coding region: 1-420 (139 amino acids)
Source: RefSeq, a predicted model, not a curated record